AUGGAACGUUGGUCCAACAAAGUUGCUUUAAUCACUGGUGCCGGGUCUGGUAUUGGAAGGUGCUUGACUGAAUGCUUGGUUGGCAAAGGAAUGACGGUUGUUGGCAUUGGUCGUCGUAUUGAAAAAAUAAAGGCACUUGCAGAAGAACUGAAGUCGAAACCAGGAAAACUGUUUCCUCUGCAAUGCGACCUUUCUAAUCAAAAUGAUAUUAUGCGUGUGUUGGAAUGGAUUGAGAAGAACCUAGGAACUGUUAACAUCCUUAUCAAUAACGCUGCCACUAACACCGAUGCCACAAUGCACACCGGUGAAAUGGAUGAUUGGAAGAAGGUCUUCGACGUAAACUUCCUCGGACUGACUUGCAUGACCAAGGAAGUCCUGAAAUUGAUGAAGAAAAAAGGAAUCGACAACGGUGUUAUUAUAAACAUUAACGACGUGUGUGGACUGAAGGUACCAACCACUCGUGAUCGUCCAGUAUCUCCAGCUUACAUUGCCAGCAAAACUGCUUUGACUGCGUUGACGGAAUCCCUCCGUUCAGAAUUGGCACAGCUUAAAUCCAACAUCAAAGUGAUUUCCAUUUGUCCUGGUUUGGUGGAGACUGAGAUGACCGCACAAUGGUUGAGAGAGAAUCCGCGUCUGGCUUUGAAACCCAAAGACGUGUCCGACUGUGUGCUGUUCGCAUUGCAGACUCCAGACAACGUUCUCAUCAAAGAACUUACAGUUACGCCAAUUCGUGAGACAAUGUAAAAAGUAACAGUAGUUAGAUAUCGUACAUUUUUUGCUGUUUGCUUUAACAGAAAACAUUACAAUUGACGCAUUGUAAAUAUAUAAAA
Messenger RNA from Osmia bicornis bicornis, 830 nucleotides. Its product is annotated as farnesol dehydrogenase-like. The transcript is spliced from 4 exons. Lineage: Eukaryota; Metazoa; Arthropoda; Insecta; Hymenoptera; Megachilidae. The record is from RefSeq and is a predicted model, not a curated record. The coding region runs from base 1 to 744 and encodes 247 amino acids.